Messenger RNA from Prorocentrum cordatum, 510 nucleotides. The record is from the annotation of a GenBank genome assembly. Lineage: Eukaryota; Dinophyceae; Prorocentrales; Prorocentraceae.
AUGACACCCGUCGGCGGCUGGAGGAACAAACCGACGCAAUGGCAAAGGCACCGGGACGCCGGCCUCUUCGCGGCCAUCGCGGAGUGCACCAUGCGAUCCGUUGGCGAGUUCGUGGCCCACGACGUGUGCGCCAUCUCCUGGGGCUUCGCAGCUGCUGGUGUCGCCGACAGGCGAUUAUUCGAGGCCCUCGCCGAGCACGCCCUGAGCAAGGGGCUGGUCCGGCGGCUGUCGCCGCCGCUGGCCGCCGAGCUCGCGUGGGGCUUCGCCGCCGCCGGCGUGCGCCACGCGCCGCUCUUCGCCGAGCUGGAGAGCCUCUGCCUCUCGCACGCCGAGGAGAUGGAGACCGAGGACGCCGCCGUCUUCGCCUGGGCCUUCACCGCGGCCGGGAUGUCCGACUCGAGGGUGUUCCGGGUGCUGGCGGCCUACGCCGAUCGCUUCGAGGGGCGGCUCCGCCCGGGGGAGGCGGACGUGAUGGCGUGGGCGCUGGCGGAGGCCCAGGUCCACGCCUGA